This is a messenger RNA of Lathyrus sativus (Indian pea), 801 nucleotides long. Lineage: Eukaryota; Viridiplantae; Streptophyta; Magnoliopsida; Fabales; Fabaceae. The record is from the annotation of a GenBank genome assembly.
AUGGCAAUCAGUCACAACACUUUAGCUUUAACCUUUGGCAUGCUGGGUAACAUCAUUUCCUUCUUGGUUUUCUUGGCUCCAAUAUCAACAUUUUAUCGCAUAUACAAGAAGAAAUCAACUGAGGGUUUUCAGUCACUACCUUAUCUGGUGGCUUUGUUCAGUUCCAUGCUUUGGCUAUACUAUGCAUUACUCAAAAAAGAUGCUUUUCUUCUCAUUACUAUCAACUCAUUUGGGUGUGUUGUAGAAACCAUCUACAUCAUAUUGUAUAUCAUUUAUGCACCAAGAGAUGCAAGGAACUUAACUUUGAAGUUACUUUCCGCCAUGAACGUGGGAUCCUUUGCCUUGAUUCUGUUAGUGGCAAACUACGCAGUGCACGGUUCGGUUCGUGUUCAAGUUCUCGGAUGGAUUUGUGUUUCUCUUUCUGUUAGUGUCUUUGCAGCACCACUAAGCAUUGUGGCACAAGUUGUUAGGACAAAGAGCGUUGAGUUUAUGCCUUUCAAUCUGUCAUUUACUCUCACAUUGAGUGCUACAAUGUGGUUUGGUUACGGUCUCUUCCUCAAGGAUAUAUGCAUUGCGCUUCCAAAUGUGUUGGGUUUCGGUCUGGGAUUAGUUCAGAUGUUGGUGUACGCGAUUUACAGGAAUCGCGGUGAAAAAGCGAUUAAAAAGGAAAAGAAGAUACCAAUUGAGCCACUCAAAAGUAUUGUUGUAGAGAGUAAUGUCGAGAAAAUUGAGCAAGAGAAGAAGAACAAGGGUGAUGAGAAAAAGGAUGAAACUGAGGAUCCUAUAGCUUGUGGAGUUUAA